UUGAACCCCUCCCUCAAACGCUGUAAGGGUCGGAUUCCUGUAGACGCUAACAUGUCUCGAAGACGCUGCGCUCUGCAUUGUGAGGGUAAAUCUGUAUUCUUUUCGCUACCGAAGGACGAUGCCGUGAAGAGUCAAUGGUUAAAGUUCAUAUUUAGAACGAUACCACAGCAGUACAGCCCCAACCUUGUGCUGUGUUCCCGUCAUUUUGGUGACGACUCCUUCAGCAACCUGAAGGCGUACAACGCGGGCUUCUCAAGCCGGUUGUUAUUGAAGGAAGGAUCGGUACCCAGUGUAUUUCGACCAGCUUUUUCCUCCUCCGAAUCACAACCUCAGGUCGUUCCAAGUGGAGUUACACGUUUCGAUGUGGCUUGUCAGACGGACGGUCCACAAACCGUCUGUGUCACGACACAAACUGAUGAUUGGCCCAAAAAAUCUGUCGGCACACAACUGUCCUUCACUACACUGAAAGACAAACACAUUCGGAGUACAGGCUCACAGGCAACCACAUCAGCCUCCUAUGAUGCGCCGUUCUCAAGACGUAUAAAGACUCCUGGUUUCAGACCUCCCAAAAGACCUCACCUGGAGUUGGAAGAGGAGUCGCGUCGUUGUCAGACAUAAAAUCUGAGACAGAACCACAUGACUCGACCUUUCACCCAGACGAGACUACCGUUUCGCGUGAAACUGAAAUGUCGUUUGGGAAAAGACACGCAUAUGGAGAUGCAAAAUACAUUGUUUUUGAAUCGUGUUUGCGUGAGCUGUUUUCCACCUGUCCCGUUUGCAAAUCAAAGUCUGAUGUGGAGCUACACCGGAUGGGCACUUAUGUUGCUUUCAGCCAGCUUUGCCCCAAGUGCAUGUACAACAGGAAAUGGCAGAGCCAGCCCGUAGUUGGAAGUACACCGAUCGGAAACCUCCUCUUAUCAGCAGCGACUUACUUUACUGGAGGAUCAUUCAUCCAAGUACAAAAGAUUUGCACGGCCAUGAAGUUACACGUUUACCAGUAUGACACAUUCCAAAGACAUUGCAGGAAUUUCUUGGAGCCAGCAAUUGUACAUAAGUGGAAAAGUGAACAGCGAAACAUUAUACAGAAGUUACAAGACCGAGGAAAGGUUACUGUAGCUGGAUAUAUGCGUGCGGACUCCCCAGGGCGUUCAGCCAAAUAUGGAAGCUACACGGUAAUGGACAUGCAUAGCAAUACUAUUGUGGACCUCCAGCUUGUUCAGAGCAAUGAGGUUGGUGGUAGUUACCACAUGGAGAAGGAAGGCCUAAAGAGAUGUCUGGAUCUGCUAGAGUCUAACGGUGUAGAAGUGGACUACAUUGUCACUGACCGUCAUCCACAGAUCCAGAAGUAUCUCAGAGAACGCAACAUAACCCAGUUCUAUGAUGUGUGGCACUUCGAUAAAGGUUUGUCUAAGAAACUACAAAAACUGACUAAAAACAAGGAAUGUGGACUGCUGAGGAAGUGGCAGCGUAGCAUCAGAAACCAUGCUUACUGGUGCGCCAGUUCCUCCACAUCAGGACCGGAGAAGGUGGCGAAGUGGACUUCACUGGUCAACCACCUCCAAAAUGUGCACACUCACGACAAUCCCAUCUUUCACAAAUGUGAACAUCCAGUUAAAGAAUCAAAGGACCCAAAUAAAUGGUUUCAACGAGGGUCGCUGGCUAUCCACAAAAUUGAGAGAGCACUGUGCAACAAGAGGGUCCUCAAGGAUGUGGAGAAGCUCAGCCAUGAUUUUCAGACAUCUUCCUGGGAGGCUUUCCACAGCCUGAUUUUACGCAUUGCACCUAAAAAUGUAGUUUUCUCUUUCAUGGGGAUGUUGUGCAGACUGUACCUUGCUGUUCUUCAUCAUAACGAAAACGCAAGCAGAGGACAAGUGACAAAGUCAACAGAUUAUGUUGACGAGCUACUAAAGCUCAUCUUUGAUGAAGUCAUUAUGGACCCGUCUUCAUUUGUGGAUGAAAUGAAGGCAAUCCCUAUUCCCAUUCCUUUGUGCAGAAUUUGACAGACCACAAAUGAGGAAGCAAUCACCCAUCAUGUUUUCAGAUUUAAAUAAAAGAGGGGGGUCAGAAGCCAAAAUAAUAUCCAGCUGGGGGCCUGUGCUAUGAUAGUGGCUGAACAAACUCAAGGUUACAGGAUUAGUUUUGAGUUGACCAAACCACUCCAGUCUGGGUUUGAUGGUACCAUGAAGCCGGUCGACUUUUGUCAACUCGGGCUUGAUUGAGUUAAUGGAGCACGUUCACAUGAAAGUGUGACAUCAGUAAUGAGUAGCCAAUCACGAGCCGUAAAAUUGUGAUAAUUUCUCGAGAGUCAGUGCAAUUCACUAUCAAAAAUGUGAACCAAUAUGAAGAAUUAAAACACAUUUACACGGCAAGAUCUAUCAAAUGAUCAAUGAAAGAGGAAAACUCAAAGAAAACAUAUACCAUAUAAGUGCAAGUAAACUGAGUUCAUUCAUGGAAAAAUAUUUAAAAAUGAGUGAUUCUGAAAAUGUUUAGGCCAGCAAAAAAGGCCCACCACUGAGCUUUAAAUCUUGAACACUAUUCACUGUUGGGCCUAUUAUUAAAGCCAGGUUUAGGUUUCCAUAAGAAUAUCUCAGAGAGGUAGAGACUUAGGUAUGAUACGUUAAACCACAUACUGUUUUCUUUACCAUUUUGUAUGAAUUAUUUUAAUGUUACUUGCUCACUUUACUAGGUAAAGCUGUGCUAACUUAGAUGUUUUUUUUAACAAUACUAAGUGCUUUAUUUGUAUCAUUCCAAUGUUAGCUGUAAGGAAUAUAUGCUUUUGAAUUAAUAAAUGUCUGUAAGAACGUGG
Messenger RNA from Puntigrus tetrazona (Sumatra barb), 2806 nucleotides. RefSeq lists its product as uncharacterized. The coding region runs from base 687 to 2000 and encodes 437 amino acids. The transcript has 11 exons. NCBI's taxonomy places the organism in Eukaryota, Metazoa, Chordata, Actinopteri, Cypriniformes, Cyprinidae. The record is from RefSeq and is a predicted model, not a curated record.